AUCAGUAAGACGAAACUGAUGAGCAGACGAGGAGAGGAUGGAUGUGGUUGGGGGUAUUCCUGUGGAGUGUUUGACACCCGGAGAAUUGGCAGGUGUCUGGUCAGGAUGGACCAGCAUGGGGGAUCGAGAGGUUGUCAGAGAGGCCUCCGCCAAAGGGAAUCAUAUCAACCUGGCAUUCAAAUUUCUUGGCUAUCGCAGGCACUGGACCGUUGCAGAGGCACAGAAAUAUUUUUAUUCAGAAGUCGAGGUUUGGAUUGGAGAACUCCUGGUGAAGAAACAAAUUCAUCGGGCGUCACACAUAUUGCAGAAAGUGGGAAAAAAUCCAAUAGUCUACAUCACCGAUAUCUGCAUAAAAAGCAGAGACCCGGAGCUGCGAGAUUAUUUAGCAAAUCAUGUAUUGAAGAAUAAGGGAUUUUCUGAGGAGCAGAUUGAUGCCUGGGAGACAAUAAAAUGUAUUAAAAAAUAUGAGACGAUUCAAUUGUCACGGGAUACCCUCGAUGGCCAUUCAAUUGAGAAAAUUUCCAUCGAAGAGAUGCUGAAUCUUCCCCAGAAUGUUAAGACUCCACUCUUGACGGAAUUAUAUUUCCAUACCUAUGAGACUUGCCUUGCAAAGAAUCUAAAAAGUUCUACAGUGUGGGAUUAUCUCCUCACUGAAGAUAAUAUCGAACUCCUGAUGAAGUGGAUUGACAGAAAAUUCGGGGAGGAACUGCAAGAGGUUAAAUCCGAUCUUAUCGAAGUAUUCGAUGGCUUGGAAAUAUCGAUGGAAAUGAUAGAACGGAUUGAACAAUCUAAUAUAUCCUUUCCCUUCAAAGAAUUAUUGCUCAAUCACUUGUGUAAAUACGGAAUUUUCAUCAACAGGGAGAGAAACGUAAUGGCUUUAACUCUUGCACGAUUUUUUAGUGCUGAAGUGACUCCCGAAAAUUUUAACAGAAUUUUAUCCAAAAGUUCGUGUAAUUUGGAUACAAACGAAUUUUCAAGAAAACGACAUUCUAUUUUAUUCUACCAAAAUGAAGAGAAUUCCGAUGAGAGUUUAUAUGUCCAGGAUCAGGAAUUAUUGAGAUCUUUGAGGAGAUUGAAUGAAUUUCAAGAUUCUUUCAAGGAAUUAAUCACAGGAAUUUGUAGGACAAUUCACAAAAUCUCCGAUGAGCCUCAGGAAUAUUUAAAAAAUCAGCCUCUACUCACAUUUUAUCUAGUUUUGUUGAAAUAUUUAGAGUCGAAAACCAGAGGAGAAAAUGCAGAAGAAUGUCCAAUAUUCGAAGAACUCUUAACUACUCAAACUUCAAUAAUUAUUGACGACAUCGAAAUCUCACCGGAAAUGAUGGCAGAUCUGCUCCAAAAAAUUCCAUACGUCAAAAACUGUCUGGAGAAUAAACGGAAGGAGAACGACAUUACCAUGUACCAUCUCCUGGAUGGUUACAAGAAUUUGAAUAUUCGUGAGUUAUUCAGGUGGAGAUUCGAGAACGAGCAAAUGCCUAAUUUUGCUAAUGCCAGUUUAAUAGAGAAGUAUGGACACAAGGAGACAUUGACUUACAAAUAUUAUCUGAAGGAGGCACGUCCCAGCAUGGCUGCAUACGUUCUGUUGAACCCUGAGGGGAAACAGGCUAAUUUAUCAUCUAAAAUGAAAUCGAAAAUUUCUUUUCAAGCUCACGAAUUCGCCCUGAAGAACUUAGACAGCCCAGAAAUCAUUUCCACCUGCAUUUGCUUCAUCGAAUUUCUCGGAAUCGAUUCAGAGUGUUUGAGGCUCCACGCAACUGCAGCCGACUACAUCCAGAGUAAACUAAACAUUUCGAUAAAUGACCUCCUCGAGUCCGUAGCCUAUCAGAACGCAAAAGAUUUGGGGAUUCUUUUGAACCAUUUGGAGGAGAGUUUUGCGGUAGAAUUCCCCUCAGUAUCAAUGGAUAACGUCAUCGAAUUCGUUGAGAGUUUAAAGGCCUGGGAAUUUAUCGUGAGAUUUGCAAGGGUUCACAACGUGCAGCCUCCAACAUCCUUUCUAAAGUAUUUAGCAAAGAGAAAUUAUUGGUUUGAGUUCGCCUUUAUUGGAAAUAUCUUUCGAUAUCAAUUGGAUCAAAUAUUGGAAAAUGCGGGAUUCUUCGAAGACCUGACAAUCCGCGAACACCUGAUGAUAUGUCUCAACAACUCCCACCUAACCCUGGUAACCAACUCAGGCCAUCAAAAACCUAAAUCUUCAAGACAAAACCAAAGAAAGCACAGCCACUAUCUUCCCAAUCCCUCACCCCUGAUCUCCCUUCAGAGUUCCCCAGAAUCUCCUCUAAAAAACGAUCCAUUCCUCACUUCCCACCAUCAGCCAUCCUUUGACCAGGACCUCUGGUUGACAAUCCUGAAGUGCCAUCAGAGUCAGGAUCCUCCUGGGGCACUCCUGAGAGAGGCCAAGGAAACCUCCUCAUCAGUGAUGAUAAUCCUGGCAGCUUGUUACGAGCCCUCGUCAAUGGCCUCCUACUGCUACUCCUGGCUCGUCGUCUCCAUUGAGAACAAAGACCUUCUCAACGACUACUCCGACUGCCUGAACGAUCAGAUCUGGCCAAUCCGAAGGAUUUCCGAGCUCUUCCGCAAACUAGUCUCCCUGGGAUACACCGACACCCUCUCCAAAGGCUUCGAGAUUUUCCUUCCAGAGAAUCCCAUCCAUCUGUUCUUUAAAUUUCUCCUCCAAUGCACCAAAUUCUAUGAAUUCGAGGAAAGCCAGAAGAUCCUAGUUGACUUCAUCAACACUUGCUCAAGUCUCAAUAGUAACAAAACCAUCGACUGGAACGACUCGGACAUCAGUUACCUCAACAACGAGUACUGGAUAGCAACAGUCUGCAUUGAGUGCAUUAUAUCAUCCCUGAAUUCCAGUUUUCUCAGUAUUCACCUCCAACAGAAAUUCCUGAGUCUUCUCGUCGACUGUAAUUUCAACGAGGAGGUGCAUAUAGACGAGCCUGACUUCCAGUCGCUUCUGGAGAUCAUCACGAUACUGUCAAAAACCACAGUGAAAAUCCAUUUCGAUCAAAUAAAAUUGUCUGAAGAGGAGUUUACAUUAACCCAGGAGAUCGAACGCUGCAUAAGACAAUUAGUGGAGAUUGAGGACUUUCAAAGUGCUCUGGAGCUUUCCAAAAUUGCCCACCUCCCCUGCUCCAGUAUUAUCCUCGAGCAAUAUAGAAACGAAUUCAAGAAACGUCUCUUGAGCGCCACCAGCAAAUCAGAUUCAGCAUUGUGGAAUAAAUGCGCUCACGACAUCAGAAAAUACGAAGUAUGCUUCGAGGAUGCUGCUGCAUUCUUCAUAGAGCACGCAGAGAAGGUUGAAUCUUACACAGAGAUGUACGAGAUCCUAGAGCUCGCUCUGAAGACAUUGAAACCGAUCUCCACGGAUCAGCAGACGAUCGACACUGUGGAGAUGGCGAUGUGGAAGGCGUGCAUCCUGGCAGGUCCAGCUGCGAUAGAGAUACUGAGAGAGAAGAAGCACUUCAACAAAUUAAAGACUGAGUUGCUGUCUGGGAUCAGCAAUCUGAGAGUCAGUUGCUCGCUGAACGACGAGUCUGAGGAGGAGGCGAUUAAUGCGCUGAUAAAUCGAUUCCUCAAUGUCGAUGAUCUCGAGACAGCCCUCAGGAUCUCUCGGAUAUUCAAUUAUAAACAUAAAAAUUUACAGAUUCUGAUGUUAUGUUUGUCUCUGGCUGAGGGGGAAUUGUCUCCAUCUCAGCUGUCACCUCAGCAUCAAUUAUUGCUGGAUGAUUCAAAUGUCAAGAAAAUAAGCCAGACCUCCACGUUGACCAAUCGGGGGCCUCAGAGGAGGCUAUCCGCUUCAUCAUCCUCUCCUCUGAAUUCCAGUAUCGAUGAUAACGACACAAAUUCAACGACUGACCAUCAAUUUGACUGUCUCUCAUUGCUGGAGAAAUUGGUGAAGAAUCUGGAGCAUGGGAGGGACGUGGGGAGCAAGGUCCUCGUACUUUAUAAGUUGUCUAUCUACCUGAAGAGGAGCUACAGGACACUACUGAUGUCUAGGGAUCCCAUGGAAUUGCUGUACGAGAUUACCAACAUCAAUCGUGCAAAUAAAUUUGCACUGAUGAGGGAAGUCGUCACGGCUUACAGAAUAAAGAACACUGAAAUCACCAAGUUCUGGGCUGGGGAGCUUGUGUUGCAUCUUACAAAACAGAUGGAGGAGAAUCUUGACGAAUCUAUGCUGAUGUGGGGGUAUCCUCUGCACGUCACCUUCACCUUGUCAACGGUUCUGUGUGAUGAUUCCUCGUCGCUGGGGUGGGAGCUACUGAAGGGUGCGUCAAUGAGGCUGGGGCAGUCCCUAGGAGCCCAGAGAGACGUCAACAUCCUCAAGAUUGUGGUUGAGCUGCUGAUAAGAGCUCACCACUGCUUCACAGCAUCCUGCUGCAUGGAGGGAAUCGCCUCAGUCCUCAGGAAGUGCCAGCAGUUCUCGAAUACUCUUCAAAGUCUCAAACUCUGGAGUCUGCUGGUGAGACUGAUGACUGGGGUUGGCAGAUUCACCGAGAUGAAUUAUAUCCUCCAGAUUUUACGGGAAAACGAUCAAUUUGAAUUCUUGUUGGGCAUUGGAACUGAUAAGGUCCCGGGUCUGAAGAUUGCAUUGUUGGAAUUCUGUAAAAAACAGUAUCCUGUGGAUAAGGAGCUGUUUAUUCUCGUGUCACAUCAUUUUCGGUUGUACAAUGAAAUUGCUGUCAUGUGGGAGAAUGAAGCCAAGGGAAUCAUUAGAGAGCUCAUCCGGGACACUAGAAGGGAGAAUAUCAGGACCUUGAUGCUGAAUCAGAGUGUCAAGUUCACGAGAAAUGAUGGGACUGAGAGGAAGCUCCAGUGUGCCAUGACGAAUUACACACAUGCCACUGAGUAUUAUGUGAGAGAUAAUAAACUGAAUCUGGCGAAUCAGUGCUGUCAUCAGGCACAGCUCGUGGCUCUUCAGAUUUCGUUGCUCAGUGCAGUGGCCCAGGGACAACAGGCACCCUGCUUGUUGAAUCUCACUACUGAGGAAAUCAAUAGAUCUAUCUGCCAGACUCUGACUUUUCCGCAGGCUCUCAUUCUCGUCCAGUCUUAUGCGCACAAUGCCGAUUGGUCCAGCGCUAUUUAUCAACAUGUCAUCAUUCAUGGUGAGGGAAAAUAUCUGAAAGAUUUUCUCGCAUCUAAGAGACUUACGAAUGCUAUAGCUCAGGACUGUGUUUACAGAUAUCGAACUGAAAAAGUGAUAACUAAACAGAUGACGUUGAAUAUGCAGAGUUUAAUCGUCGAGUUAAAUGAUAUUGAAGCCAAGUACGUAUUAGCGAGUCAGCUGGGAUUUAAGGAGAUUGUCGAGGGAUUAUUGGCAAAUGAUACCACUGGCUCUUAUUUGAAGGAUACGGUUUGGAAACAAGGUUUUAAUCCUCAGGAAUUCAUCGGCGAAAAAUUUCGCGGCUGACAUUAUUUCUGUUUGAAAAUAAUUGUAUAUUUUAACAAUCAACGAGCCAAAAUUGUAUUAUAGGGGAAAUUGUAUACGUUUUUAUAUUAAAAAAUUUCGUACUGAGUAAUACUGUGUAAUCAUGUGAACUAAUGACUGUAGGAGUUGUUUGAUAUGAAUCUGCAUGUCGUGACGCUGAAGUUCAAUGUAUCUGGAUCAGAGAUCCUCUGAUAAAAAUCUAGGUGAGGUCAAUUCAAUAGAAAUUACAUCACUGCGACUGUCACAGUUCAGUUGUCAGUCGUAAUCCCAUCACUGCAAGUGCACGAAUUAUCGUCAAAUAUGCAGCAGGACACAUUAUACUCGUUGAAUAAAUUCAAAUAUGUCGUUUUAGUUUUUUUAUGUCUCGUGGUUACUGAUAUUUCUGCUGAAGACAAUUCAGAAAUUAAUUCCACAACUGCGUUAACUACCCCAGAAACAGAUACCGCUAUUUCCACAGAUGAAAUUACAUCGUCUAGUCCAGGAACGACCGUUUCUACUAUUUCAGACGACGAAAUUGUGUCGUCAACUGUAGAAACGACCGUUCCGUCAACGACGAGAGGAGAAACAAUUCCGUCUACUUCAAUGGCAACAGAAAAAACAAUUCUCUUAACGGAAGAGAAAAAAAUUUCUACAGAUAACGAAUCAGAAAAUAUUUCUUCUGCUUCAGAGGAAAAUGUUACACAAAAGGCAACUGAUGCAAUCACUGGUGCAGUAGAGGCUUUUUCAAUGACAGAAAAGAUGAUUGUUGCUACGACUGAAGUGGAAACUCUUACCACUUCGAAAAUUAUAAAAAGUGAGGAUUUGAAAAUGGAUAAUUGCGCUUCACUGAGGGAUUGCAUGGAGUGCGUGAAGUCAAGUGAUUCGUGUAUUUGGGAGAUCGAUGAAAAUUUAUGUAAAUCUCCGAAUAGUGGAUUGGAUAAUUCAACUGGUAGUUUUGAAUCAAUUGAAAAUGAAAAUUAUUCUGGUGAAAUAAAUCGCAAAGGAGCAUCGUUUUGCCCCCGAAUAGUCACUUCGAGGAACAUAACUGUUCCUUCUGAUACCCAGAAGAUGGUAAAGAUUAAGGUUUCGAUGAAGCAUUUGUUCACGGUAGUGUUUCGAUUCACAUGUCGCUUCGGUGAUGGUCCUGAUGCCAUCAUCACCAGUGCAAAUCUGCUGGUGGACACCAUUUACUGCGGCAAUGCUCACUUUUCUUAUCCCAGUGACGAGCCGUUCGUUCAACUUCCUGUUUGGGUACUGUACGGCGGAAAAGAACUAUCGAAUCCGAAGGACAUCAAGCUGAUAAUCUAUAAAUGUCGAUUCAUGGCGGAUAACUGCAUCUCCUGCUUGUCUUUUGGGAGAAAUUAUGAGUGCGGGUGGUGUCCAGGUUCGUCGACUUGUGAAAUAGCUGGACAGUGUGAGGAAACAACAGUUGAGAAUUUAUGGAUUGGGAGAAAAGGACUUUGUCCGCAACUCACACAGUAAUUUCAUUUAGUAAGAAUUGAAUAUGGAAAUUGUUUAAUCCUCAGGAAUGCGUGUUUUUAUAUGAUACAAUUUUGUACGAAAUAUAUUACUCUAUUAUUAAAUGUUAUCCAUGUCA
This is a messenger RNA of Fopius arisanus, 6998 nucleotides long. It is a transcript of the gene SPG11, whose product is annotated as spatacsin. The transcript has 7 exons. Gene Ontology annotation, biological process: axo-dendritic transport; axon extension; chemical synaptic transmission. Bases 38 to 5404 code for a protein of 1788 amino acids. Lineage: Eukaryota; Metazoa; Arthropoda; Insecta; Hymenoptera; Braconidae. Gene Ontology annotation, cellular component: cytoplasm; synapse; axon. The record is from RefSeq and is a predicted model, not a curated record.